This is a messenger RNA of Chlamydomonas reinhardtii, 1119 nucleotides long. RefSeq lists its product as uncharacterized. The record is from RefSeq and is a predicted model, not a curated record. Bases 529 to 909 code for a protein of 126 amino acids. Lineage: Eukaryota; Viridiplantae; Chlorophyta; Chlorophyceae; Chlamydomonadales; Chlamydomonadaceae. The transcript has 2 exons.
AAGAUAAGCGAGCUAGGAAGUAGCUGGACACUCGUUUCCAAAUCGGAAAAGAGGGCAGGCGCGUAACAAGCUCAAACCCGCCUAGGCGUCUUCCCUUGUUAAAACGGCAGCGGUGUGAGAAGCCCAGGAGACACGGAUAGGGAGCCCGAGCUUGAGAUGCUCCUGGCUCGAAAUUAGCAACUUUGAAGUAUAGAUUAUUACGAUGGCAGCUCGUGCUCGUGUUGCUGGCUUGUUGCUCAAGCGUGUGAAAUGACCGGACACCUUCCGGAUCCAAGCCGCGGUACGACUUCUGCAGGCUUAAUAGCGGACGCGCGUGCAGGUGCUUGUCAGCCUUCAAUAUACUCAAUACACAUUGUGAGGGCAAACUGAUACGAGGACUGGUGAGUGUUCAGCGAUAUACAUCCGUCAAGCCGUCGCUCAGCAUUUCUACCUCGCUCACCCCGCGAGUUCAGCCCGUCGAGUAACCUUGUGGCGCGCCGUCGUCAGUACUCCCAGCUUCUGCAUUGAGCCAGGUGCUACGUGAAUACAAUGAGGACUUCGCUGUGGGGCCACGCCCGCCCACACGCCCCCCCACACACACACCCGGUGGUUGGGUACUCCCAGUUCCCCCGCUUCUUCCCAUCACGCCAGUUCUCCAUGGGGUGUAUCAUCAACCAGCUGGACGCGGACCUGAAGGCGACGAAGCUGGUGCACGAGCAGGAGGUCCGGGAGCUGAAACUGGUGUAUGAGGAGGAGGCCCGGGAACUGAGGCGGGUGCACGAGGAGGCAGUUGGUGAGCUAAACCGGGUGCACGCGGAGGUGGUUGGUGAGCUGAAACGGGUGCACGCGGAGGAGGUCUGCAUGCUGAAGGAGGAGGUCGCCGAGCUGCAGCGGGAGCUCGAGUCGGGGACGAGGGGCCUGCGGAGGUGAGCUGGCUGUGGGACGUUAGCUAGUGGACAUAUAUUGAUCAGAUGGAUGGUGGAGGGUGGAUGGUGGAGGGUGGAGGAUGGAUGGUGGCCAUACUGCCGUAAGAAGGCGGUGAAAACCGCCGUGUCUAGGACAAUGGACGAUGGAUGAUGGACAAUGGACAAUGGGCAAUGAUCACUGACAGUCAGGGAGAACCUGUAAUGGACAAUGAGA